Messenger RNA from Serendipita indica DSM 11827, 1716 nucleotides. Lineage: Eukaryota; Fungi; Basidiomycota; Agaricomycetes; Sebacinales; Serendipitaceae. The record is from the annotation of a GenBank genome assembly.
AUGGCAUCAACGUACGCUGGAAAGGGAGUUCCGCUGGAUAUAGAUGGAUUCUUCCGGAGUGCCGCGGACGCCGUGGGAGCGACUCCAGACCAACUCAAGCUUAUAUUUUGUCUCUUGAUUGAUUACCCUCUGGCCAACGUCUUUAUACGUCUGCCUAAAGGAAAUGCACUGCUCAAGCAUGUGUUUAACCUCUCCAUUUCGGGAUACUACAUGUUUGGGUUCUUCAAACUCUACUCUGGAGGACUCCAGCUGCUCGCAAGUGCGCUGGCUACGUUCUUUAUCGCCAAGUUUGACAGGUCGAAAAACAUGCCUUGGAUUGUCUUUGGAGUUGUAAUGGGACACUUGUUCAUCAACCAUAUCUAUCGAACAUUGAACAAGGUCAACUGGGGAGACUUUGAUAUUACGGGUCCCCAGAUGGUCCUCACACUCAAGCUUACCUCAUAUGCAUGGAGUAUAUGGGACGGACGACGACCAGCAGAGGAGCUCGAUAAAGGUCAAAUGGCGGCCAGAAUCACCAAGGAACCAUCUCUACUCGAGUUCUUGGGAUAUGCGUUCUACUUCCCGGCAGUUCUCGUCGGGCAUAGCUCAGACCUCAAUACAUAUCUUGCCUUGACGAGGGGAACCAUUUUCGAUGAAUGCAAAGAGGACGAUGCCAAGCGACAUGUACCGCGCGGCCGUAAGCGAGUAGCGUAUAAACGCGGUCUUCUUGGACUCGUGUUUCUCGGGCUCUACACUCUCCUUUCUCCCAUGUUCAACUUUUAUCGUGUCUUGCAAGAUGACUGGUUCAACCAUAAUUUGAUUACGAGACUUCUCAUCGUCCAAUUCAUCGGCUUUGUUGAGCGCACAAAAUACUACGGAGUCUGGAAACUAUCCGAGGGAGCUUGUAUCGUGACUGGUCUUGGAUUCAGUGGCUACGACUCAGAAGGUCGCAGCACAUGGGACGACAUUGCCAAUCUCAACAUUCCCUGGGUCGAAUUUGCUCCCAACCUCAAGAUCCUGCUCGACUCGUGGAACAUUCGCACAAAUAUCUGGCUGCGGGAGUGUGUCUACAAGCGUAUCACGCCCAAAGGUCGCAAGCCGGGAUUCCAAAGUACCAUCCUCACCUUCCUCACAAGUGCCGUCUGGCAUGGAACGUAUAGCGGAUACUACCUCACCUUCCUCAUUGCCGGAUUCGUCCAAACCGCCGCCCGCCUCGCACGCGUGUACCUUCGCCCGCUCUUCCUUUCGCCACUGGAAAUGCUCCCACCUAAGCUCCCCGAUGCACUCGCAAAGCACGGUAUCACGCUCCCUGCUCCGCCUCGAACGCUAUUCAAGAUGAUCUAUGACGUCCUUGGGACGAUCACGACGCUUUUAAUCCUCAAUUUUAUGGUGGCGCCUUUCUUGCUGUGGCACUGGAAACCAUCGCUCGAAGCGUGGAGCCGGAUGAACUGGUAUGGUCUGUGGAUGGUCGGACUAGCGUUUGCCUUUUUCUACGGCGGAGGUGGUGCGUUGUGCAAGAAAUUGAACGAGGAAAGGAUCAAGCGUGCGCCCAAGGACGUGGCAUGGGAGAUUGUUGGCGAGACUUAUAUUCACCCGACGUUGCGCACAGACGAGAUGCAGGGGACUGGUUUACAAAAUGUUCCUCCUGUCGAUCAAGUCGCGCGCGAGAUGGAAGAGUUGAUCGACAAACUUGUUGAGAAUAUCAAGGCAGAGGCAAAGGCGAAAAAGACAAAGUAG